Phialemonium atrogriseum is the source of this 873-nucleotide messenger RNA. RefSeq lists its product as uncharacterized. The coding region runs from base 1 to 597 and encodes 198 amino acids. Lineage: Eukaryota; Fungi; Ascomycota; Sordariomycetes; Cephalothecales; Cephalothecaceae. The transcript is spliced from 3 exons. The record is from RefSeq and is a predicted model, not a curated record.
AUGCCCAACACGAAGGCAACCACUUUCGUUCCUUUCCUUCUCGGAUUCCUCUCCGCAGCUUCUGCGCAGACCGUCACCCCCUCACCCACCGAGUCUGUCGGCUGCCAGCCCCACGGAGACCACUGGCACUGUGCCGGCCCUCGUACAGAGACAGCCGCACCAGCCACCACCAUCCUAACGUCGCCCACGACGGAGGCACCCGCCGAGUCCACCCACGACCACGAGCACGAGCACGAGCACGAGCACGGCGACGGUGACGACGACGACGACGACGACGACGGUGACAACCACCACACCGAGACGGGCUCGGCCACCCGAGCCCCGAGCCCAACCGGGUCCGUCGGCUGCCACCCGCACGGCGACCACUGGCACUGUGCGGGCCCGGCCUCCACCCCUGGCGCCGGCUCCGGUGCCGACUCCGGUGCCUCUUCCUCCGCGGCCGGCAGCGCCACGGUCAGCGCCAACCAGACCUCGGCGGCCGAGACGGCCAGCUCCGCCGACCCGGCCGUCACCGCGGCCGCCCCGCGAGGCGUGGUCGACUCCGUCGGCGUCGUCGGCUUUGUCGGUCUCGCUGCUGUCGCCCUGAUGGCCAUCUGAGUUCUCGGCGUGAGACGGGGACCCGGUGAUGCCGUGACGCAAGAUCGAAAAAGACUGAGUGUGGGUUUUGUGUGUUUUUACUUUAGACUUUUUGGGGGGUUGUUUCCCGCCAUUAUUACUACUCUGCUGUAAACUGACCGUUAUAAUGAUCCUGUUCCUUUUUUUUCUCCCCCUUCCCCUACUCUGCCAAGGACGGUCGUUAUGAUCCAGGUUCAAACGUUCUACACGACCUACACACGGCAGUUCGAUUGUGCAUGUAUGGGGCUGGUAACCACC